Molecule: messenger RNA, 3237 nt
Organism: Monoraphidium neglectum
Lineage: Eukaryota; Viridiplantae; Chlorophyta; Chlorophyceae; Sphaeropleales; Selenastraceae
Exons: 4
Coding region: 1-3237 (1078 amino acids)
Biological process (GO): peptide metabolic process; proteolysis
Molecular function (GO): metalloendopeptidase activity
Source: RefSeq, a predicted model, not a curated record
AUGCUGGUGGUAUCCGGCCUGGCGCGCAUCGCCGGCCCCAAGCUGCUGACUGACUUCCAGCAGCCCUUUGAUGCCGAGCUGGAAGUUGUUUGCGACCUCCAGGCACGCGUGCUGGCUUCAGAGCCAGGCCUGCCCCUGCUGUCAGCCCUGGGCGCCCUGGCGCUGGCCCUCGCCUCUCUGCAGCGCCCGGCGCGCUUCUUCUCCGACUUCCACCCGGAUCCCUCCCAGGCCGCCGCAGCCGCCGCCCUGCUGGAGGUCUGCCGAAUCGCGUCCGCGGAGGUCUAUACACACCCCCGCGUUGUCGCGGCGCUGCUGCAGACGGCCGCGGCGCUGCAGCCGUCGCGUGCCGAGCGGGGGCGGCUGGUGGACCUCGUCAAUGGUCGCGUCGCAGCGGCAUCCACGCGGGAGUCAGGGGGGCGGACAGGCGGGGUGUCGCGGGAGGUGGCGGCGCUGAUGGCGGCGUCAGAGGUGCUGCAGGACACGAUCUACGGGCUGGCCCCGGGUGACGACGCGCGCUGCGGCGGUGAUGGCGAGGUACCUGGCGGCGCCGCCGCAACGAAUGACCGUGGAACGCCGCUGCAGCAUGAGCGGCAGGAGCAGCAGCCGGUGGACGUGCACCUUCUCACGGCCUGCAGGCAGAUGCUGCACGCCGCGGCAGCCGCGGCAGCCCACCAGAGGGUUGACGGCAGCGGCGGCGAGGAGGGGGCAGCAUCCCACCCAUACACGUCCAACGGCGCCGCAGGGCAGGGCCCCGCCAAUGCACCCGAGGCACCAGCAGCCGCAUCGACAACCGCAGUUGGCGGCGGCAGCGCGGCGCAGGCAGCAGCGGAGGCGGCCGCGGCAGCGCUGGCGCUCGUGGCUUCCGACCCGCGGCUGAGCCCGCUGCUGGUGAUGACGCGGGACCAGGCGGCAGUGGUGGCCCCUGUGUUGCGCGAUGCUCUGCUGGACGGCAGGGCCUGGGCGCCACUCAGCGACACGCGCAGUCCGCAGCAGGAGCAGCAGCAUGAGGGGCAGCAGGAGGAGCAGCAGGGCCCGGCGUGGCCGGGCGGCGCGCCGCUGCGGCUGCGGUGCAGCCGGCGGGUGCGGGUAGCGCCGGGGCGAGGCGGCCUGCUGGAGCUGCCGGGCCUCGUCAGCGCAACCGACACGGCAAAAGAGUGGCUGCUGCAGCACCAGCAGCGGCUCGAGGAGGGGGGGCCGCAGGCGGGGCCAGCAGACUCGGCAGGGCCAGGCGAGGCGGAGCCAGCGGCGCAGGGAUCUGGCGCGGUGGUGCCCCAGCGAGGCUGGCUAGAGCUGCCCGCGGGCGCGCCCCUGCGUGUGCUGGUGGUGACGCGCGAGGUCCUGUCGCUGCUGCUGCAGCAGCACCCCAACCCCGACGUGCGCAGACUGCUGCACACAGCCGGCCUCGAGCCGCGGCGCCGGGUGCUGCUGGCAGUGCUGUCCGCGCUGGCGCGCGCCCGCGCCGCGGUCGCGCGCGAGCGUGGUGCGGGCAGCUUCCUGUCCCUCCAGCUGGCGGGGGGCAGCGCGCUGCGGGAGCCUGCGGCUGUUGAGGCGCUGCUGCGCGGGCUGGCGGGCGGCGUCGCGGGGUACGCGACGGCUGACCUGGCGGGGCUGGAGGCGCUGGCAGAGAGGCGCGGCCGCGCCGCGGGGCGAUCUGUCGCGGGCACUGCUCACGACGGUGACGUCAUGGGUGGCGGCCGGCAGGAAGGGGGCGGCGCCCUGCCGCCCUGGGACGUGGACUAUUAUAUGCAGGCGGUCGCCGUGGAGGUCGCGUCCGGCGCGGUGUGGCGCGAGUUUUCGGACUACUUCACCCUGCCGGGGCUGUGGGCGGGCCUGGACCGCCUGCUGGCAACGGCUCUGGGCCUGCGCCUGCUGCCGCCGCACGGGGACGGGGCCGACCAGGCCUGGGGCCCUGGGGUGUGGCACUUGCAGUUGUGGGACGCCGACGCCGCCCCACCAGCUGGCCCCAGCGCAGGCAGCCAGGGCCAGGGCUUGAGCGCCGCUGGGGGCGGCGGCGGCGGCAUGCGUGAGGGUUGGAGUCUGCUGGGGGACGUGUUCAUUGAGGUGGCGCCGCCAGGCGGGUUCCCCUUCACCACCCUGCUGCGGCCCACGGUUGCGCCGCACCAAGGGGGUGCGAGCCCCCGCGAUGAAGGAGGCACAAGCGACGGCAGUGGCAGCUAUUGGCCCGAGCCGGGGCCGGGGGCGGUCGUGAUCCGUCUACCCCUGGCACUGUCGAUUGAGGGGAGCAGCGGCGGAGGCGACAGCAGUGGGGACGACGACCCUGACGGCCCCGCGCCGCCGGGCCGGCCGCCCGCCCUGCGCGGGCCGUUUGGUCUGCGCGCCCUGCUGCACGAAGCCGGCCACGCUGUCGCCCUCCUCGCGGCGUCCGCCGCCGCGCCGCACCCGCUGGUCGCGGCGGCGGCCGGCGCUGCCGGCGCGGGUGGCGGCGGCGGCGGCGUGGACGCGCGGGAGCUGCCGAGCCACGUGUUUGAGGCAUGGGCGGCCGACCCGCGCGCGCUGGCGCUGCUGGGGCAGCACUGGCGGACCGGGGCGCCGCUGCCGCCCAAGGCGGCGGUGCGUCUGGCGCGCUACGCGUUCAGCGCGUCGUCCUGCAGCGCCCUCGACCUCCACGAGGCGCUGCUGCUGGCACUGGCGGACGCGCGCCUGCACGCCGCCUCAGCGGACGACCUGGGGGCCGAUGCUGCGGCGGCCGGCGCUGCGGCGCGCCUGCGCAGCGCGCCCAGCGACGCCCAGGGUGCGCUGACGGGACGCGGCGGCGGCGCUGAUGCUGGCAGCGCGUCCGAGGCGGAGCGCGUGUUUGAUGAGGUUUGGGCAAUGCUGGGCGUGCUGCCGGGCGGCGGGCGCUGCCUCGAGGCGCUGCGCGGGCUGGAGGCGCUAGGGCCCAUCGGCGGCGCAAAGUGGGGCUACGCGGCCGCGCGGCUGCUGGCGGCGGCGGCGCGCAAGCGGUGGCUGGGCGACGACUCGCUGAGCCGCCGCGGGGGCCGCGAGCUCAAGGGGCGCCUGCUGUACGGCCUGGGGCGCGGCCUGCCGCAGCAGCAGCUGCUGGCGGGGCUGCUGGGCCGCGACGCACUCGCGCGGAUGGAGGUGCAUGUGCAGGGGGAUGCGCGUGGUGAUGCUGCUGCUGCGGGGGGCGACGCCGCUGGGGGAGCCAGCACGCGGGUGUGCUGGGUGCCUGACCUUUACUCAUCGGCCUUCCAGGACGUCGACCUGCUGGGCUGA